CUUCUGGCCGCUGCCUGAUUCUUAUGUUCCUUGGGCUUCUUUCUCCUCUUCAGGCUUGCAUCAGAUCUCGCAGAAUAAGGUGGCAGUGCUGCUCUUGGCUGGAGGACAAGGAACUCGCCUGGGAGUGAGCUAUCCCAAGGGCAUGUACAACGUGGGGUUACCCAGUGGCAAGACCUUGUAUCAGCUCCAAGCAGAAAGAAUCCGCAAAGUGGAACAGCUCGCUGGCCAGAGACACCGCUGCAAGUGUGCCAUCCCCUGGUACAUCAUGACAAGUGAGUUCACGCUGGGGCCAACGGAGGAGUUCUUUGUAGAACACAACUAUUUCAACCUGGACAGAUCCAACGUGGUCAUGUUUGAACAGAGGAUGCUGCCCGCUGUCACCUUUGAUGGGAAGGCCAUCCUGGAGGAGAAGGGGAAAAUUGCUAUGGCUCCAGAUGGCAAUGGUGGCUUAUACCGUGCUUUGGUGGAUAAUGAGAUCUUGAAUGACAUGAAGAGGCGUGGAAUCCUGUAUGUUCAUGUAUACUGUGUGGACAAUAUCCUCGUGAAAAUGGCAGAUCCAGUCUUCAUAGGCUUCUGUGUUUCCAAAGGGGCAGAUUGCGGUGCAAAGGUGGUGGAGAAGGCGUACCCGACAGAGCCCGUUGGGGUGGUGUGCUGUGUGGACGGGGUCUACCAGGUGGUGGAGUACAGCGAGAUCAGCCUGGAGACCACGCAGCAGCAAAGCCCCAGGGGGGGACUGAUGUACAGCACCGGCAAUAUCUGCAACCAUUUCUUCACAGUUGAGUUCCUGGAGACAGUGGCCCAGAAAUAUGAGCCGCAGCUGAGGCAUCACGUAGCCAUAAAGAAGGUGCCCUACAUUGACGAGGAGGGAAAUCUGGUAAAACCGCUAAAACCGAACGGGAUAAAGCUGGAGAAGUUUGUGUUUGAUGUGUUCCAGUUCUCUAAGAAUUUUGUGGCAUUUGAAGUUUUGAGAGAAGAGGAGUUCUCACCACUAAAAAAUGCAGACACAGCUGACAAAGACACUCCUAACACUGCUCGGCAAGCCCUCCUGGCCCAGCAUUACCGCUGGGCUCUCAAGGCUGGGGCCAGAUUUCUGGAUGAAAAUGGUUGUAGGAUACCAGAGAAACUCAGUCCCUCAGGAACUGAGGAUCCUCCGGCAGUGUGUGAGAUUUCUCCAUUAGUUUCUUACUUUGGAGAGGGUCUGGAGGCGUACAUGAAGAACAAAGACUUCCCUUCUCCCUUUGUACUCGAUGAAAACAAAGCGGCAAUGCUAGGAAAUGCUUGA
Molecule: messenger RNA, 1282 nt
Organism: Pterocles gutturalis (yellow-throated sandgrouse)
Lineage: Eukaryota; Metazoa; Chordata; Aves; Pterocliformes; Pteroclidae
Gene: UAP1L1
Product: UDP-N-acetylglucosamine pyrophosphorylase 1 like 1
Exons: 8
Biological process (GO): UDP-N-acetylglucosamine biosynthetic process
Molecular function (GO): UDP-N-acetylglucosamine diphosphorylase activity
Source: RefSeq, a predicted model, not a curated record